AAAACCCUCGAUCCUCGUGCAAGCCUCAGUCUCUCUCUCUUUCUAUCUCCCUCCAUUUUCAUUUCCUUCCCUUCUCCUACCUCUAUAUCUGUGUCACCUUCUCUCCACUUCUCUUCACCAAAUGAAACCGCUUCUCUAACUCUCUCUCUCUCUCUCUCUCUGUUGUCUGCUGUUUUUUUCCCUUUUAUUUUUACAUGCUAGUUUGCUAUUUCCAAAGAAAAACAAGUGAAAGCGAAACCCAAUAAUCUCUUCUUUUCAUUGUCUCACACCACCGACGACAUGAACAUGGAUUCUUCUUCUCAUACACAGAACUGGCUCGGUUUCUCUCUUUCCACCCAUCAUCACAUGAAUAUGAGUAUCCCAUCUUCUGAUCCAUCUCAUCUCUGUCUCUUUGAAGCGUUUAACUCCUCCACUGCCCGAGUUGGUGCUGUGGAUAGAGCACAAGAAGAAGAUGCAACUGCUGGGAAUACUACUGUAACAGACCUGUCUAUAUUUACAAGAACUGGACCAAAGCUCGAGGAUUUUCUUGGUUGUUCCACCACCACUGCACCACAUUCACAACAACCACAACAUCCUCCUCCUCCACCGCCACCACCACCAUCGGUGCAGUCCCUUUGUCCUUUCCCUACUGAAACACCCGUGACUAAUGCUUCUGACACUUCUGAGAUAUAUGAUUCUGAGCUCAAAACCAUAGCAGCUAGUUUCCUUCGUGGAUUUUCUUCCACUACUGAACAAACCGAUACAACCCAAAAACAACAAUCCAUUGUUCAGACUGAAUCUGCACCAAGAAAAACUGUUGAUACCUUUGGCCAGCGCACAUCAAUCUUCAGAGGAGUCACCAGGCAUAGGUGGACGGGCAGAUAUGAAGCUCAUUUAUGGGAUAAUAGCUGCAGAAGGGAAGGCCAGAGCAGAAAAGGAAGACAAGUUUAUUUGGGCGGUUAUGAUAAGGAGGAGAAAGCAGCUAGAGCUUACGAUCUUGCUGCUCUCAAGUAUUGGGGUCCGACCACCACUACAAACUUUCCGAUUUCUAACUAUCAGAAAGAACUGGAAGAGAUGAAGCACAUGACUAGGCAAGAAUUCGUUGCUUCACUAAGAAGGAAAAGCAGUGGUUUCUCUCGAGGAGCUUCAGUUUAUAGGGGUGUGACAAGGCACCAUCAACAUGGUCGAUGGCAAGCAAGGAUUGGACGAGUUGCUGGCAACAAAGAUCUUUAUCUGGGAACUUUCAGCACUCAGGAGGAAGCUGCUGAGGCUUAUGACAUAGCAGCAAUCAAAUUUAGAGGGCUGAAUGCUGUAACCAACUUUGACAUGAGUCGCUAUGACGUAAAAAGCAUAGCCAACAGUAAUCUUCCUAUCGGUGGAAUAUCUAACAAGUCCAAGAACUCAUUGGACUCAGCUUCAGAAACUAAAAGCAUUGAUGGGUGUAGAUCGGCUGACGAGCGAGAUCUCUCUUCAGCAUCUUCAGUAACAUUUGCAUCUCAACCUCCUCCUGCAACCUCUACUUUAAGCUUUGCAAUGCCCAUCAAACAAGACCCAUCUGAUUUCUGGUCCAACAUCCUAGGAUGUCAAAACCCUACUACUACUUCCACUUCCUUAAACAACAUUGGUAAGAACGCUAAUUGUAACGUUGCUCAAAGUGUUCUGUUUCAAUCUUCCACCAGUUUUCCAAGCACUACAGCCUUCAAUAUGGAGUUUAAUAAUGGAAGUUCUACAGUGCAUGACAGCAACCAAAAUGGGUUACUAUUUAGUGGUGGCUACCUGCAGCAACAGAGCGGUGGUGGUGGUGGUGGUGUUAGUGCCAAUAGUUCAAGUUCAGUCCCAUUUGCUACACCUAUUGCUUUAACUAGUAGUGGAAGCAGUUACGAGGGAAAUUCUAGUUAUGGAAGCUGGAUUGCACAAUCUUUACAUUCUUUCCAAUCUGCAAAGCCGAAUCUCUCCAUGUUUCAGACCCCAAUUUUUGGCAUGGAAUGAUCUCAUCAAAAGAGGAAAGGGGGAUACAUGGGAAUGAGAAUCUCUGCAAAGGAAUCAGAAUGGUGGAGGCUAGUGGUGGUGGUGGUGGUGGAGGAGGAGGAGGAGGAGGAACAUGUGCAUGCAGAGAUUGGUGGGUGAUAACUUUUUGAAGUUGAAGAGAGAGGAGAGAUGGGAAAUGAUGAGUUGGUGGGGACUGAGUUCGAGCAUUGGACAGAAGCUGACCGUGCUAACUGAAGUUCUUUUCUUUCUUUCUUUCUGAUGGUCUUUGGUUCUUUUUCUUUUUUUCUUUUUUUUUUUUUUCUCUUUUGCUUUUUGUAAUUUUUCUUUACUGACGUGAAUUUACUUGGGUAUAAAUGAAAAUGAGAAAUGAAAAAGAGAUCCUUUUGUAAUCUGUCUCUUUUUGGCUGGAAAUUAAUUAUGGAUGUGAAGAAUUUUUCCACA
Molecule: messenger RNA, 2409 nt
Organism: Manihot esculenta (cassava)
Lineage: Eukaryota; Viridiplantae; Streptophyta; Magnoliopsida; Malpighiales; Euphorbiaceae
Product: AP2-like ethylene-responsive transcription factor AIL5
Exons: 9
Coding region: 280-1968 (562 amino acids)
Biological process (GO): regulation of DNA-templated transcription
Molecular function (GO): DNA-binding transcription factor activity; DNA binding
Source: RefSeq, a predicted model, not a curated record